ACUUCCCUUCAGCGCUACCCCAUCAAGAACCGAAACCAAGCAAGCACAAAACCCUUUUGUUGGAAUAGCUGGCAACCUAGAAAUUGAAGUUCCCUUUGAAGUUCAUCUAGGCAUCGAGAUAGAAGAUAUGUAUAAAUUUAUUAUAUCCAAGUGAAAAUUGAAUCAUUCUUUCAUUUUUCAAUUUUUCUAUCUUAUUCAUCCCUUAGUUCUCUUAAUUUAUAAUAAAUUUCUAUUUUAUAAUUUUUAUGACUAAAAUAAAAAAUUUAAAAUUGAAUGACCCAUAUUUAUAUUUUAAAUAGAUAAACACAUACGCAGAUACUCAUACGAUAGAAUUUAAACUAUAGUUAUACGGGUCUAUUAAUUAUAAUUACAACAGUAAUUGAGAUUUUAGAAAACAAAAAUUAAGUAUAAAUUUGUGUACUUAAUUAAAAAAAUGUUGAAGUUUAUUGGGUUUUUUAAUGAAUAUUAUUAUUUUUAACCUUUUGUUUUCUUUUCCAUUUCCAACAAAAUGUCUGAACUACGGCCUUCGAUUCGUGAAGGGAAAAGCCCUAGCCAGCUCUGAAGUUAAAUGGAAGCCUUAGCUGCUGAACAUUUAGAGAGAAUCUGUAUUGUUUCGUCCUGUAUUUAGCUAAAAGGGAUAGUAUUCUUAGCAGUUCGGGUUUUGAAGUACUCAUAGCGUUUUAGCUUUGCAAUUUCUGAAAAUGGUUGGAAAUACAUUAGUCCAGAUUCCAGCAUGCCCGUCUUUGUCAUCUUCAACUUUGACCACCCUCCCGCAUUCUUCUCCAAAAGUUUUGCCAUGUCUUCCGCCUAAACUAAGAAUGAGGUUGGCAAAAGUUAGAGCUAUGUCUGCUAGUACUGAGCAUAACCCACAACCCGGUUCUUCGGAGCAAAAGAAUCCGCUUGCUGUUGUUUUAGAUAUUCCUCGGAAUAUUUGGAGACAAACAUUACGUCCAUUGAGUGAUUUUGGGUUUGGUCGUAGAAGCAUUUGGGAAGGUGGGGUUGGGUUGUUUCUUGUGUCAGGUACUGUGCUGCUUGCACUUAGUCUGGCUUGGUUGAGAGGGUUUCAGAUUCGUUCUAAAUUCCGGAAGUACCUAGCAGUGUUUGAAUUUGCUCAGGCAUCUGGUAUUUGCACUGGAACACCUGUUAGGAUUAGAGGGGUGACUGUAGGCAAUGUUGUACGUGUUAAUCCCUCCCUGAAAAGUAUAGAAGCUGUUGUUGAGGUUGAAGAUGAUAAGAUUAUUAUACCUCGAAAUUCGCUGAUUGAGGUCAACCAAUCUGGUCUUUUGAUGGAAACUUUGAUUGACAUCACGCCACGGGAUCCAAUUCCAUCACCUUCUGUGGGACCUCUUGAUGCAGAAUGUGUUAAGGAAGGCCUAAUUGUAUGUGAUAGGCAAAAGAUAAAGGGGGAACAAGGGGUAAGUCUGGAUGCCUUGGUAGGGAUUGUCACCCGUCUUGCUCGUCAAAUGGAGGAAAUUGGUAUUGCCAACACCUAUUCACUUGCCGAGCGCGUUGCUGCUGUUAUUCAGGAUGCAAAGCCCCUGCUCACAAAGAUUGAAGCCAUGGCCGAAGAUGUGCAACCUUUGUUAUCUGAACUUCGUGAUAGUGGUCUGCUUCAGGAGGUUGAGAAUUUGACCAGAAGUCUAACACAAGCCUCUGAGGAUUUAAGAAGGGUACAUUCAUCCAUUAUGACCCCUGAGAACACCGAAUUGAUUCAAAAAUCAAUUUAUACUCUGAUUUUUACCUUGAAGAAUAUCGAGAAUAUAAGUUCUGAUAUACUGGGAUUCACGGGUGAUGAGUCUACAAGAAAGAAUCUGAAAUUACUUAUCAAGUCGCUUAGCAGGAUGUUGUGAUGGUGAAGACAAGUGAAAAGAAUAGAAUAAUUGAUUAGACAGUCCAAACUCAAACCUGGUUCGUUGUUCUUUUUUUUUCUUUCUUUUUUUUUUUUUUUUUCCAUUGUUAUAAAGGGAGAAAUUGAAGUGAAGCUUCCAGUUUGUACUCUUUAUGUUCCAUUGCAGUUUCUUAGAAAAAUCUUGAUGCUUGAGGUAUUUGUUGCACACCUUUUACUAGUAUAAAUGAAGAUCAAUUUUUUUUUUUCGAUUUUUAA
Molecule: messenger RNA, 2104 nt
Organism: Gossypium arboreum
Lineage: Eukaryota; Viridiplantae; Streptophyta; Magnoliopsida; Malvales; Malvaceae
Product: protein TRIGALACTOSYLDIACYLGLYCEROL 2, chloroplastic
Exons: 6
Coding region: 702-1850 (382 amino acids)
Cellular component (GO): chloroplast inner membrane
Molecular function (GO): phospholipid binding; lipid carrier activity
Source: RefSeq, a predicted model, not a curated record